Messenger RNA from Galdieria sulphuraria, 1787 nucleotides. RefSeq names its product archaeal ATPase. The annotation marks the transcript as partial. The transcript has a single exon. The record is from RefSeq and is a predicted model, not a curated record. NCBI's taxonomy places the organism in Eukaryota, Rhodophyta, Bangiophyceae, Galdieriales, Galdieriaceae.
UAUUCAAUUUUAUUUUGGCGAUGGCGAGCUUGGAUGAAAAGUGGAAAGCUGUGGACAACUUUAAGUCUGUUGUGGUAGAUCGUGAAAGAGAUGUUGUUCGAGUGACAAAAGAACUGUAUGAUCUUCAUAGCAACAGAGAACAACUCAGGGUUGUAACAAGUAGUAACAACUAUCGCUUGACCAUACCAUUCGCUCCGCACAUGUUCGGUUCUGGCAAGACCACGUUUUAUGUAACCUAUUUGGAGUUGGUGCGAUGGUUUAGUGAAACUUCCCUGUCGACUUUUGCUUGGAACCCUUUGAGGAGAACCUUUCUGGAGAAGCUGAAAAGGGCUUCGUUGCUUUACAUCGACCUAAGGCUGCUAAAGCCCACUCUCCCCACCGAAGAAAAACGCAACCUUGAGUGGGCAGUCUACUAUUUGUUAAUAAAGGUUGCUUGUCUGCAGUCAGGUCUUCCGCAACCAGACCCGGACGAAUGUUUCAAGGAACUGAAACUUAGGACUGAUGCUGUGGUUCAGAAAUUCCGUUCAAUCUUAAACAUUCCUUCGGAUCAAUAUCUUCUUAUAGCAUUUGACGAAGUUGGUGUCCUAGACGAAAGUCUCGACGAAUUUCAUUUCAAGAGAACCCACGACGGCAGAGUUCGACCUUACAACGACUUUUUCGGUAUCAUUAGUCAAUUGUGCGAAGAACCCGACUUGUUUUUUAUAGUUGUUGGGAAAAGUGAAGGCUUAAAUAUAUACAAUUACGUAGCUUCAGUCUCAAGGGUUCAGUUAGUAUUUAUUCCUCUUUCGCCGCUUGAGAAACAUAGUAUCGUGGAACAUUUGGAGAAAAGUUCUUCCUUUUUAUUCACUGGGAGCCCAAAGGUUUCAGAAAUUCUUUGUCACGAAGACUUCUCAACUAGUGAACUUGCAGAAUUGUUGUUGGAAUUGACUGGUGGUGUUCCUGGUUUACUUGUUCGAGCAAUCAGUUACCUUUUGCUGUAUAAAUCAUCCAACAACAAUUUCUUAUUAUCUAAGGAAACCUUCUUGAUCAUAAUGAAUAGCUUUCUAGUAACAAAUUAUUGUGUUGCGCCAUUCUUACCUCGUCUGAUAAGUCUCAGUGAGCAGCGUAAGCGCUUGUUAAGAAUGCUUACGUUAUUAUCUUUGUAUCGUAUUCGAUUUGAUUUUGAUGAAACUGUGCAAAUAAGCUCCAAUUCUGAUGUGUUUUUGUUUGACCUAGUUACAGAUAUGUAUCUCUAUCGUCGAUUGGUUAUAGAACCAGACCGCAACGAACGCUAUGAAGUAUUGAUUCCCAAGUUACUGAUUGAAUAUAUUGACCAAGGCUUAAAGGAUGAUCGUUUAGAAUGGUUACUUUUACAAACCCUCAAGUCUCAAUCUGUUGAAUUCUUUUAUGAGUCGAAAUGUCGAAUUUUGGAAGGUCUUAUUGCUACACUGUUUUAUUUACACUUUUCUCGGCGUCCUACAAACAGCUCAAUGUUUUCUACUCUUGGUCAAUUGUCUCAUGUUUGGAAUGAAAUGAAUUUACAAUUUUCUUCCGAAUCUGCUGCUUAUUAUAUGAAAUCUAUACAUAAUACCAGAACUGUAUUAGGAACAGAGAGAAUGACAUUUGGAAGCAAUGAUGAAUGGGAAAGGAUAGUGGAAGAAAUGUUAGAACUUGAAAAGAUAUAUAUUCCAUUUCAUUCAACAUUCCAUAGUCCAGAUAUAUUAUUCAAGUUGCAUGGAAGAACGAAUGAGAAGAACUUGAUGAUUGUGGGUAUUGCUUGUAAAGGCCGAUGGAGUCGUAAUGAACUA